AAAACAUUGUUUCCACUUGCCUGACAUGUAUUUGUUUUCUUGAUUAAGUGGAAUGCUAGAACAUUUAGUAUUGCAUUGUGUAAUGGGGUGGUAAUGAGAAUACUUAUCUUAUUUCUAACUUUAAUGGAAAUAGUCCUAAUUAUUUUAACCAUUAAGCACGAUUUUGGCUGUGAUUUGAUGUGAGUUUUCUAUCACCACACAUAUAUAACAAAUAUAUAUGUAUGUGUAUGCAUGGGUGUGAAUAUAUAUAAUCUUAAGGAUGUAUUCUUUAGAAUAGAAGUUGAAUAUUAAAUGCUUUUUUGGCUUCAAUCAAGAAGGUCAAAUACUAUUUUACCUUUGCUAUAUGAAUUCCAAUAUCAAAUCAUCUUCACAUUCCUUGAUGAUUAAUUUUUCUCUUAAUGCUUGAUUCUGUUUGACAAUAUUUUAUUCAGGAUUUUGGUAUAAUAUUCACAAAUCAUAUUAGCCUGUAGUUUUCUUUAUGCAUUUCAUCUCUGUCAUAUUUUGGUAUCAGUUUUAUGCUGGCUUCAUAAAAACAAUUUGGAGGCUUUUCUUCUUUCUCUGUACUCUAGAAUUGUGAAAAUGGUGGAGGAAUUAUCAUUUUGUUAAAGUUUUAAAAGCAUGACAGAUCGUACCAUUUGGACCUUGUUCUUUUAUGCACGAGUAGAGUGAUGGCCAUGGGUGAAAACUUUCUCAAUUUAUUCCAUGGCUACUGGUCAUUUUAGGCUUUAUUUUUGAGUCAGUUUUGGUAAUUUGGUUAUUUGCUUUAGAAAGUCACUUUAUCCAAAUUUUAAAUGUUAUUAGCAAAGUAGUUCAAAAUAUCUUUCCAGAGUGUUUAAAGAUUUUUAAAAAUGGAAUUUGCUUUUGCAGCUCAGGGGGCCAACGGUGCAUUGGGGAACACAGCUGUGGAUACCAGCUUGCUGGAAGAGUUAAUGGGCCAUGACUUUGAUUUGGGGGCCUUGCAACGCCAGCUACCAGAUACCCCACCCUACUGUGCAUCAGACCCAUGCUCUCCUCCACAGAUCAAAGGUGCAUGCUCCCGAACUCUGAGGCCUACAGCUGGGAGGACUCCAGCUACCUUUCUCCACUCGUCAGCUGCAGCUGCACCUGGGAUGGUGCCUUCACAACCGCCACAGAGCAUAUCUGAAAUGAGCAACUCUGACCAUACCCACAGUGGCUUUCACAACUGCUACCCAAGCAUCAAUCAUCCUGCAACUCUGCUGGACCAAUCCGUGUCCUCCCAUCUGGGGAUGAAUUGUUCUUACCAUCAGCAGCUUCUGUGCCACAACCCUGGAGACUCCUUGCCACCAGCCAAGAAGAGGAAGCACACACAGGUGCUGGAAGACUCCGGGGACUGCCGAGUGUGGGCCCAUCACCCCAGACCAAUGACAAGUAGGAGUUACAGCAGCGAAGUACAAGACCAUGAAAGUGAGGGGCAGAGUGCAAUGCUCAUGGACCAGUGCUCUCCUGCUCUGAAGUGGCAGCCGUACCAAAGUGUCUCCUGGCACAGCUUAUUAAACAGCCAAUAUGAAAAAUUACCUGAUGUAGGCUAUCGAGUUAUCAGCGACAAAGGAUUUAAUUUUUCACCAGCAGAUGAAGCUUUUGUUUGCCAAAAGAAGAAUCACUUUCAAAUAUCUAUCCAUAUCCAAAUUUGGGGAAGUCCAAAAUUUGUCAAAACCGAAAUGGGCGUAAAGCCAAUAGAAAUGUUUUACUUGAAAGCUUUUGGAGUUAAGGUAGAAGCCACCAAUCAAAUAAUUACUGUUGAACAGUCCCAAGCAGAUAGAAGCAAAAAGAUUUUCAACCCUGUUAAAAUUGACCUACAGGCUGACCAGGUAACCAAAGUUACACUGGGAAGAUUACACUUCAGUGAAACCACAGCAAAUAACAUGAGAAAGAAGGGAAAACCAAAUCCCGAUCAGAGAUACUUCAUGUUGGUGGUUGGACUAUAUGCUGCUAAUCAAGACCAGUUCUAUUUGUUGUCUGCCCACAUCUCUGAAAGGAUCAUUGUGCGGGCCUCUAACCCUGGGCAGUUUGAAAAUGACAUUGAUGCAUUAUGGCAGCGGGGACAAGUUCCAGAAUCUGUUGUCUGUCAUGGCCGAGUAGGAAUAAACACGGAGGCACCAGAUGAAGCCCUGGUUGUCUGUGGCAAUGUGAAAGUGAUGGGGACAAUCAUGCAUCCCUCUGACAGCCGGGUGAAGCAGAAUAUCCAGGAGGUUGAUACAAAUGAACAGCUGAAAAGAAUCGCCCAAAUGAGGAUUGUUGAAUACGACUACAAACCUGAAUUUGCAUCUGCCAUGGGAAUAAACACUGUCCAUCAAACAGGAAUGAUUGCCCAGGAGGUACAAAAGAUCCUGCCCAGAGCUGUGAGAGAGGUUGGUGAUGUCACCUGCGAAAAUGGAGAGAAGUUGGAGAACUUCCUCAUGGUGGAUAAGGACCAGAUCUUUAUGGAAAAUGUAGGUGCAGUGAAGCAGCUCUGCAAACUAACCAACAACCUUGAAGAAAGAAUAGAAGAGUUAGAAAUAUGGAACAGGAAGCUGGCCAGGCUAAAGCGGCUCAGUAGUUUGAAGUCCUCGGUCAGUGAAGCAAGCUCAAUCAGCAAAUUUAGCAGAGCUGCUAGUGUAUCUUCCCCAAGAAGGGCCGUUCCAAAAGCACCCAACAAGGUUUAUUUUUCAGGAAAAAAACAGUCGUGUCCUAACUGGGUUUUCCAGACCUUGGUUAUAGCUCUAAUUGCUGUGAUGGCAUUUUGUGCCUUGACAAUAGUCUCCCUUUACAUACUUAGCUUGAAAGAUCAAGAUCAAUGUGUCCCAAAUCUCCUUCCAAGCAAUAUCACAAGCUCUCAGGAGCCAGCUCUGUCACCUGCGGCCUCCCCCUCAGCACUUAAUACGUCCCUGGCAACCACACAGCCCUACCUCCAAGUACCGGAAAUAACUUUCUGUGAGGUCCUGCCAUGUCAGAAGACUUACUGCUGCCCCAUCUGGGGAAUCGGAAGAGCCUUUUCAAGUCCUGUGCAAAGACAAUCUGAGCAGGAGAAGGAACUCCGUCAGAGGCCAUGGGCAGAAGAUAGAAGGAAAACAUCCCUGGCAAGAAAUGCACAGACCAGCCCUGACUGGGGAAGUGACCGGAUUGAUACAACCAUCAGUUCUAUUCAGAUUAUGGAAAUCCAGCAAAGGAUAGAUCAUCGGUAUUGUAGUAGAAGCCUCCAGUGCGGGUCUGGAAAUUACAAUUACAAUAUUCCUGUUAAUAAGCACACACCCACUAAUGUCAAAUUCUCUCUGGAAAUCAACACAACAGAGCCAUUGAUAGUCUUCCAGUGCAGAUUCACCCUUGGAAAUAUAUGUUUCCGUAGUAAAAGGGAAGCCAGUGGGAUCCAAAAUUACAGAGCAAUCUCCCAGGAGAUGACACAGGGAUAUCAACACAUUUGGAGCCUCCCUGUAGCUCCUUUCUCUGACAGCGCAUACCAUUUUCGUGUAGCGGCACCGGAUUUAGCUGACUGUUCAACGGAUCCUUAUUUUGCUGGGGUAUUCUUUACAGAUUACAUCUUUUACUUCUAUCGACGCUGUACCUAAUUUAUUCAAGUUUGGUUGGAAACUCUACCAAAG
Messenger RNA from Loxodonta africana (African savanna elephant), 3596 nucleotides. It is a transcript of the gene MYRFL, whose product is annotated as myelin regulatory factor like. The record is from RefSeq and is a predicted model, not a curated record. Gene Ontology annotation, cellular component: endoplasmic reticulum membrane; nucleus. Gene Ontology annotation, biological process: positive regulation of DNA-templated transcription; protein autoprocessing. The coding region runs from base 849 to 3563 and encodes 904 amino acids. Gene Ontology annotation, molecular function: sequence-specific DNA binding; DNA-binding transcription factor activity. NCBI's taxonomy places the organism in Eukaryota, Metazoa, Chordata, Mammalia, Proboscidea, Elephantidae. The transcript has 24 exons.